GACGGGAAGCGGGGGGCCGGGCACACAACCUGGAGUCUCUUUAUUGCUGGCCAUCCACUGACGCAUACGCUCAGAAGCACACAGACGCAGGCGCAAACACGAACAAGCAUCACGCCGCGAAUGAACAUGGGAGACACUCAGAUCAUCAUCGGAGAGAAAGAUGCGACGAGGAUCCCUCCGUACUCAUCACAGGAAGGGAUUAACAGUCUGAUCAGAAAAUCACAAGAGGCCAAAGAGUUUGCUUACUGUCCCUACAGCAAAUUCAGAGUUGGGGCAGCUGUGGUGACCCACGAUGGGACAGUUUUCACAGGUUGCAAUGUGGAAAAUGCCUGCUAUAACCUGGGAAUUUGCGCUGAAAGGAAUGCUAUUUCAAAAGCUGUAUCUGAAGGAUACAGGACCUUCAAGGCUAUAGCAAUCACAAGUGAUCUAAAUGAACAGUUCAUCUCACCUUGCGGUGGUUGCCGACAGUUCAUGAGAGAGUUUGGCACCCAUUGGGAGGUGUUUCUGUCGAAGCCAGAUGAAUCAUACAUGGAGAUGACCGUGGAAGAACUUCUGCCCGUGUCCUUCGGCCCAGAAGACUUGACGAGUAAAAAACUGUUUACCAUGCAGAAUGGCUAUUAAUUUCAAAUGACAAAUCAAAAGGACAGUUUGAUGCCAGUACAGCAUUAUUCAGUGUUCAGUACUUUUUUCUAACCACUGAAAGAAGAUCCGUGAUAAGUCACACCACAGUAGUGUUAGAAAAGUGAGUUGAUUGGCUAUUGUUAAUAUUUAUUAAUAUGUAUAAGAAGUCCACCAGUUAAGUACAUAAGUGUAUAGCAGAGAUGAUUCAUCUGAAAUGAAAAAUCAAAAGAUUGUUUGAUGUCAGUAUAGCAUUACUCAGUGGCUGGUGUUUUUUUUCUGAUGAUCCAUGAUCAGUUACACUACAAUAGUGUUAGAAAUGUGACCUCAUUGGUUAUUGUUAAUAUUUAUGAAUAUAUACAUAUAUAUAUAUGAGAAACUUACAUAAAGUACAUAGUGUAUAGCAAAAGUAUGAUUGUGUGGAUAGAAAUUAUUUUAAUUCAUUUUGCAUUGCUGUAUGUCCAGUUGUAAAGCUAAUGCACUGUACAGUAAAUAAACUGUACAGAUUUGUGCUUGUGAUGGGAAUUGUGUUGUCCAAUGGAAGGAGGAGGUAGCAUUGUUGGGCUGCUAGUGGAAAGUCUUUACUGUAGACAAAAAAAGGUAAAUAAAAAAAUACCCAUAA
Conger conger (European conger) is the source of this 1240-nucleotide messenger RNA. Its product is annotated as cytidine deaminase-like. Bases 121 to 621 code for a protein of 166 amino acids. Gene Ontology annotation, molecular function: cytidine deaminase activity; zinc ion binding. The transcript is spliced from 4 exons. Lineage: Eukaryota; Metazoa; Chordata; Actinopteri; Anguilliformes; Congridae. The record is from RefSeq and is a predicted model, not a curated record. Gene Ontology annotation, cellular component: cytosol.